Messenger RNA from Diabrotica balteata, 1455 nucleotides. NCBI's taxonomy places the organism in Eukaryota, Metazoa, Arthropoda, Insecta, Coleoptera, Chrysomelidae. The record is from the annotation of a GenBank genome assembly.
CUGUCACUUCUGUCAGAUUAUGCUGUCAGCAUUGAGAAGUAUGGCUUCAACUAUUACAAGAACUCCAAUCUUGCGAGCAAUUUCCGCAAGAAGCUAUUCUCAAGUCCUGCCAGUAUCUGGUAAUCCAAGUGUUGAACCAAAAACUUGUACUCUUCCCAACAAACUAGUUGUUGCAGCAGUAGAUAAUGACGCCAGUCUUACAAGAGUUUCAGUUGUGUUUAGAGCUGGAAGCCGUAAUGAAAAAGCUGAUAAUUUAGGUGCCACUCAUGUUGUAAGAAUAGCAGCAGGAUUAUCCACUAAAAAUGCAUCUCAGUUUGCCAUAAUCCGAAACAUUCAACAAGUUGGUGCAAAUCUUACAGCCACAUCUGAUAGAGAAACCAUAUCCUAUACCUUGGAAGGAACAAGAAGUGCUGUUGAAAAGGCUCUACCAUAUCUAGCAGAAGUAGCUACCAACCAAGAAUUUAGACCUUGGGAACUUUCAGAACUGUCCAACAGAUUAAUUUUGGAUAUUUUAACCAGACCUUUACAAUUAAGAGCCAUCGAUUUGCUUCACAAUGCUGCCUACCGUAGCAAAGGGUUAGGUAACUCACUCUUCAUUCCAAAGUCUCAAGUGGGAAAAGUUUCAUCUGAAACAUUACAACAUUAUGUAGCUAACAACUUUGUAGCUGGCCGUGCUGCAGUUGUUGGUACAGGUAUAAGCGAAAGUUUGUUAAAUCAAUUUGCUGCUAGUUUGGAAAUUCCAAAUGGUGAAGGCAGCACCAAUCCAUCCCCUUACAAAGGUGGUGAACUCAGAUCAAACAAAGGUGGACCACUUGCUUUUGUUGCAGUUGGAGGAGAAGGAGCUCCUUUGAAAAACACCAAAGAAGCUCUUGCAUUUGCAGUUCUACAGAAAGCUGUAUGUGCUGGCCCUCAGAUCAAAUAUGGUGUACUUGAUAAUGGAGUCUACAGCAAAGCUCUUGGUGGAUCAUCAGAUGUAUCUGCCUGCGCUGUUAAUGUGAGCUAUUCAGACAGUGGUUUGUUUGGUAUUUUGCUUGCUGCACCUGCUGGAUCCGUAGGCAAAGCAGUUCAAUCAGCUGUUAAAGUUUUGAAAUCAGGCUCCGUUACAGAUGCUGAUGUUCAACGAGGCAAAAAUCAAUUGAAGACAUCUAUCCUUCUGAAUGCUGAAAGUGGUGCUGACGUUGUAAGGGAUCUUGGAACCCAAGCAGUUUUGUCUGGUGCUCCACACAGCGCCAAUGCUUUAGCUGCUGCCGUAGACUCUGUCAGCACCAGUGAUGUACAAAGUGCUCUAAGGAAAGCAGGAGGAAAAUUGACCUUAGCAUCAAUUGGAAACAUUAAUGAUGUACCAUAUUUAGAUGAAUUGAAAUAAUUUUGUAAAUUUUAUUAUAAUUUAUUGUAUAAUGUAAAGAAACAUGUGGAUACCUAUUAUAACAUCUAUUAAGUAAAGUAUUAAACCUA